This is a messenger RNA of Manihot esculenta (cassava), 1585 nucleotides long. Its product is annotated as patatin-like protein 2. NCBI's taxonomy places the organism in Eukaryota, Viridiplantae, Streptophyta, Magnoliopsida, Malpighiales, Euphorbiaceae. The coding region runs from base 32 to 1114 and encodes 360 amino acids. Gene Ontology annotation, molecular function: monoacylglycerol lipase activity; glycerophospholipase activity. The record is from RefSeq and is a predicted model, not a curated record. Gene Ontology annotation, biological process: lipid metabolic process. The transcript is spliced from 5 exons.
AUUUGAAAUCAGAACGUAAAAUAACAAGAAAAUGGUUUAUCCUCGCAGCGAUGGUGAAUGUGUGACGGUGCUGAGUAUAGAUGGAGAAGUCCAAGGAAUUGUUCCUGCAGUCUUGCUUAAUUUCCUUGAAGAUCAGCUCAAGGAAGUUGAGAAGGAAAAUGGGGGGAAUCCUGAGGAUGUAAGAAUUGCAGAUUACUUUGAUGUGAUAGGGGGAACAGGAACAGGUUCUCUGGUAGCGGCCAUGUUAACCAAACCAAGCAUGCUUCAGCCGUCACGACCUCAAUAUGACAUGUCCGACAUCAUCUCUUUCUUGAGAGAAAUAAGCAGCAGCAACACCUUCCCCGAUAAGGAUGAGCAGAACAUAAUCGUUAGAGCUGUCAACUUGGCAUGCGGUGCUUUUGGUUUGCUUGCUUCAACAGUGAGCAGUAUUCUUGAUCCAAGCAAGAAAUUUUGUACUACUUUUGAGGAAUUUUGGCGAAGAAAUUGGAAAGCAGAUACAUAUCCUGCAGAAGUGUUCGAUGAUCAGUUGAAAAGCAAGCUCGAUAAUACUCGGCUCGACCAGACACUGAGCGAUAUUGUUGUCCCAGCUUACCACUUUGACAGCAGACGGCCUCUGGUUUUUUCUACUAGUCAGGCCAGGAAACUUCAUGCAAACUUUAAUGAGGAAGUAACCCUGAGAGAUGUUGUUCUAAGCUCUUCAGCUAUCCCAACUAUUUUCCCUCUCCAUUCUUUCAAGUACUCGGGCAAAUUUGGAACAUUCGCUGAUGCCAACAUUGUAGCCGACAAUCCUACCUUGCUUGCCCUGAGUGAAGGAACAAGACUUUAUGGCAGUGGACCAAACUACAAAAAUUAUCUGGUACUGUCCUUGGGGACUAUCAAGCGAAGAGCUCCACCUUGUGACAUUAUAGUCAUCCCAAGCGCACUUCUAGACUACAUUUCAAAAAGAAUUUGGAAGGGCAUGAAGGCCCGAGUCUUGCAAUACAUGCACAUUUUCUUUGGUGAUAUCAUACAAAUGUACACGACGCAGAUGCUGCCUAGCCAGCUGCAUGAGGGCCUACUCAACUAUCUACGAAUCCAGAAAUUGAUGAACCAACCAGUGGGUUUCUGGAAUUGAAGAGAAUUGCCUAUGACAUUUUGAAAAGAAAUGCUACUUACGUAGACCCAAGUACUGGAGCCCAUGCAGAACAGGAUUUCAGUAACGAAGAAGCUCUGAAAACGUAAUAACAUGAUCCUGCCUUUUCAGUUAUUUGUCCUUCAAGCUUACUAUAUUAUAUUGGAUGUCCUCGCAGAUUUGCUCGACAAUUGCAUGCUGAAAGGCAGAGGAGGUUUCUCAACCAGCAGGAACAAUACGGUGGUAACUAUAUAAAUAAAUAAACAUCUAAAUAAUGAUCAACUCAAUUAGCAUUUUUUUCUUCUAAUAAAGCCGGCGAGCGAUGAACAAUGCUCGAAUCUGGUUUACUUGUAUUUGCUAUGCUCUCAUAUCUAAGUAAUUCUUUUUUAUAUAAAAAAAAUCUUAUGUCGUUCAUGGUAUGCUAUAUCAUAAAUUAAUACUCAUGAAAAGAGAAGUCAUUAGUUUCUAUUCUCA